Pogoniulus pusillus (Red-fronted tinkerbird) is the source of this 2926-nucleotide messenger RNA. It is a transcript of the gene RNF207, whose product is annotated as ring finger protein 207. The record is from RefSeq and is a predicted model, not a curated record. Gene Ontology annotation, biological process: regulation of heart looping; regulation of cardiac muscle contraction. Gene Ontology annotation, molecular function: Hsp70 protein binding; transmembrane transporter binding; zinc ion binding. The transcript is spliced from 18 exons. The coding region runs from base 782 to 2695 and encodes 637 amino acids. NCBI's taxonomy places the organism in Eukaryota, Metazoa, Chordata, Aves, Piciformes, Lybiidae. Gene Ontology annotation, cellular component: perinuclear region of cytoplasm.
CCCCUGUACCCCAAACUGGCUCCCUUCCCACCCAGUGCCAUAGUCCCGCACCCCCGGAGUGCUGUGCUGCUGCGGGGUGACCCCUGUACCCCAAACUGGCUCCCUUCCCACCCAGUGCCAUAGUCCCGCACCCCCGGAGUGCUGUGCUGCUGCGGGGUGACCCCUGUACCCCAGACUGGCUCCCUUCCCACGGAGUGCCAUAGCCCCGCACCCCCGGGGUGCUGUGCUGCUGCGGGGUGACCCCUGUGCCCCAAACUGGCUCCCUUCCCACCCAGUGCCAUAGUCCCGCACCCCCGGGGUGCUGUGCUGCUGCGGGGUGACCCCUGUACCCCAGACUGGCUCCCUUCCCACGGAGUGCCAUAGCCCCGCACCCCCGGGGUGCUGUGCUGCUGCGGGGUGACCCCUGUGCCCCAAACUGGCUCGCUUCCCACGGGGUGCCAUAGCCCCGCACCUCGGGGUGCUGCGUUUCCCACAGAAGCACUCCUAGACCCCACUCGCUGCCCAUGGGGUGCACCCUCAUCAGGCUACACAGGUGUCCAGCAGCUGGGUGCCCCCCGUGUCCCCCUGGUCCCCACACACAAAAGCCGUCCCUGACACAGGAUGCCGAGGAGCCCAAGGCUAUUUUUGGCCGUGGCAUGGCAGGCGCCCGGCGGUGCCAGGGGCCCCACGUCACGGGACAGCCAGGCCCGGCCGCUACGUCGCUCUCAUUCCUGCAGCGGCACGACCCGACUGGACACGGCCCGACUCGGCACGGCCCAGCCCCGCUUCCAGAGAGGGAGAGAUGGCGGGUGGCAUCUUCUCCCUGAUGGGGAGCUGCUCAGAGCUGGAGAAGGCCAACUGCCACCCGCUGGUCUGCCUGCUGUGCCAUGAGCCCUACCAGCACCCCUGCCUGCUUGACUGCUACCACAACUUCUGUGCCAGCUGCCUGCGGGGCCGUGCCAGCGACGGCCGCCUGCACUGCCCACUCUGCGGGCACCCCUCGGUGGUGAGGGGGGGCACAGGGCUGCCUCCUGUGGACAGGCUCCUGCAGUUCCUGGUGGACAGCUCUGCCGACGGCGAGGAGGACGUGCAGUGUGCCAACUGCGACCGGCACUGUGCCAAGGCGGAGCUGGACACCAUGUACUUCUGCAACACCUGCGGGCAGCCCCUCUGCGCCCCGUGCCGCGAGGACACGCACCGUGCCAAGAUGUUUGCCCGCCACGAGAUUGUCUCCCUCUCCAAGCGCACCAAAGACAUCCACAAGAAGUGCCCGCUGCAUGAGGAGCCCUACAUCAUGUUCUCCACAGAGAAGAAGUCCAUGCUCUGCAUCAACUGCUUCAGGGACAUGCAGGGGGAGAGCCGGGCACACUGCAUCGACAUCGAGACUGCCUACAUGCAAGGUUGCCAGCGGCUGGACCAGGCCGUGAUGGCAGUAAAGGAGCUGCAGACCUCCACCCGUGAGGCCAUCGUGCUCCUGAAGGCCAUGAUCGAGGAGGUGCGCAACAGUGCCAGCGAGGAGGAGGCAGCCAUCAACUCCCUCUUUGGCCGCAUGCAGGAGCAACUCUCUGAAAGGAGGAAGUCACUCCUGAAAGUUGUGCAGAGCCAACACGAGGAGAAGGAGAAGGCUUUCAAGGAGCAGCUCGCCCACCUCGCCUCCCUGCUGCCCACUCUGCAGAUCCACCUGGUGACCUGCUCAGCAUUCCUGAGUUCUGCCAACAAAGCCGAGUUCCUGGACCUGGGCUACCAACUGAUGGAAAGGCUGCAGAGGAUCGUCAAGCUGCCACACCGCCUGCGGCCAGCACAGACCAGCAAGAUCAACAGCGAGUACCGGGCAGAGUUUGCCCGCUGCCUGGAGCCCCUGCUGAUGCUCAGCCCCCGACGCUCCGUGGUUGGCAGCGCUGGUAGCAUGGGUCCUGGCAUUGCUGGCACAAACAUGCUCCCUGGCAGCCAAUGCUCCAAGACCCUCAUGGUGCCCAGCUGUGCCCCCAGCAGCGAUAAGAUGUCCAGCGUGCCCAUGGUGCGGAAGCCAACGCUGCACCGCUACAUCAGCACCAAGGUGUUGCUGGCCGAGGGGCGCCAGACGCCCUUUGCCGAGCACUGUCGCAACUACGAGAGCACCUACCGGAUGCUGCAGACGGAGAUCCAGGCCCUGAAGGACCAGGUGCAGGAGCUGCACCGGGACCUCACCAAGCACCACUCGCUGAUCAGGAUGGAGCUCAUGAGCGAGAUCCUGCAGAAGUCCCUGCAGAUGGACGUGCAGAUCGCUGCGCACUACUCAGCCGUGGAGAUGAUGCGCAGCGUCUUUGAGGAGGUCUGGGAGGAGACAUACCAGCGGGUGGCAAACGAGCAGGAGAUCUAUGAAGCCCAGCUCCACGACCUGCUGCAGCUGCGGCAGGAGAACAGCUGCCUGAGCACCAUCACCAAGCAGAUCGCACCCUACGUGCGCUCCAUCGCCAAGGUGAAGGAGCGUCUGGAGCCCAGGCUGCAGGAACCCAAGGAGGAACAGGCACUGAUGCUGCUCAGUACCUGCAAUGACAGCGAAGCGAUGCCAAAGGACAAGUCACUCAGCAGGCAGCAGGCAGCUGCAGCCAACCCUGGGGAUGGCUGCAUGCCUGACAGCACCACUGGAGACCCCUCCCCAAAAAGCAAAGACUGCUGCAGAGGCCAGCAGAAAACGGGGACUGAGGACACUGCCCAGCAGGACUCAGCACCAUAGAGCCCAGCACCAAGCCAGGGCACAGAGCUGCGUGGUGCCCAGUAUGGAAAAAAGAAGUGCCCUGCAUGAUACCUGUCUGCUCUUGCCUUGUGCCAGAAGUGAAGGCUGGCAGUCUAGCCCAGGGCACACGUGUCUGUGGCACAGCAAGAGCCACCUUGGGGUGACUUUGCUGGUCUAAAAAAGUCAUUGUCUUGAUGUCUUGUGUGCACUCAAGUGUCAGAGGGGAAAUAA